This is a messenger RNA of Lithohypha guttulata, 717 nucleotides long. It is a transcript of the gene HNT2, whose product is annotated as Dinucleoside triphosphate hydrolase. Gene Ontology annotation, molecular function: catalytic activity. The transcript is spliced from 2 exons. Lineage: Eukaryota; Fungi; Ascomycota; Eurotiomycetes; Chaetothyriales; Trichomeriaceae. Bases 1 to 717 code for a protein of 238 amino acids. The record is from RefSeq and is a predicted model, not a curated record.
AUGACCACGACCAAGCUAGAGGGUCAGAGCGAGUCCUCUAAGCAGAUAAGCCGAUCUUCAUCCUCAGAUACCCCAGAUAUGCGACUUCCGCCACUAAAGCUUCCUCCAAAUCUCACCUUCGGACCUUUCCCAGUCACGACUUCUCAAGCUUUCUACGUAUCGGCAAAUUCCCUGAGUUAUGCUCUGGUCAAUCUCCGCCCUCUGCUUCCUGGCCACAGUCUUGUCUGCCCUGUCCGUCGUGUUCCAAGACUAAGUCAACUCAGCGAUGCAGAAACUACCGAUCUCUUCCUGACGGUCAAGCGCGUCUCGGAAAUGCUCGAGCGGGUAUUCAAGGCCGAUGCGCUAAACGUCGCUGUUCAAGAUGGCGCCGCAGCGGGCCAGAGCGUGAAUCAUGUACAUGUGCAUAUUAUACCACGGCGAGAUGGGGAUGUAGCUAAUGGCGACGAAGUGUAUGAGUGGAUGGAUGGGCAGCAGGGGAAUUUGGGAAAAGUGUGGGAGGAGUAUCAGGCUUUGCAGAGACAGCGAAGGAUGAAGGAGGAGGGUGGCGAGAGAGAAAUCCAGGGUGGUCCUGACGCGGAUGCGAAAAGAGUGAAUAGGACCGAAGAGCAGAUGAGGGAGGAGGCAGAGUGGCUGAGGUGGGAAAUGCAGAGGCAAAAAGAAUUCGAGGAGAUGAGAGGUGCUGGGCAGGACAGUGGUGAUGGAACAGCUAGGUCGUAA